This is a messenger RNA of Ipomoea nil (Japanese morning glory), 1403 nucleotides long. Its product is annotated as ubiquitin fusion degradation protein 1 homolog. The transcript has 10 exons. Bases 217 to 1164 code for a protein of 315 amino acids. The record is from RefSeq and is a predicted model, not a curated record. Gene Ontology annotation, molecular function: polyubiquitin modification-dependent protein binding. Gene Ontology annotation, cellular component: VCP-NPL4-UFD1 AAA ATPase complex. Lineage: Eukaryota; Viridiplantae; Streptophyta; Magnoliopsida; Solanales; Convolvulaceae.
AUAGAACGUAGCGUAUCUUACCCCCUUUCUUCUCUUCAAUAUUUUUCUCCUUUUAACACUGCACCUUUCGGCUUUCGCCUCUGCAAAAAGCCAAAAAUUUAAAAAUUCUGCCGAAAAAUUGUAGCAAUCAUCUUCCUGGUUUCUACUUUCCUCGCUUCCGAUCAGAGAGAGCUGAGACAGUUGAUCUGGUGGUUAAGCUAGCCAGAAAUAGUAAUUAUGUUUUUUGAUGGAUAUGGUUACCAUGGAACAUCAUUUGAGCAAACAUAUCGAUGUUAUCCUGCAUCAUUUAUUGAUAAGCCUCAGAUAGAAAAUGGUGACAAAAUUAUAAUGCCUCCAUCUGCCCUUGAUCGCCUUGCAUCUCUACAUAUUGACUAUCCAAUGUUGUUUGAGCUUCGCAAUGCUGCAACGGAGCGGGUUUCUCAUUGUGGGGUUCUGGAGUUCAUUGCAGAAGAAGGCAUGAUAUAUAUGCCAUAUUGGAUGAUGGAAAAUUUAUUGUUGCAAGAAGGAGACUUUAUACGAGUGAAAAAUGUUGCUCUUCCAAAGGGUACAUAUGUAAAAUUGCAACCGCACACAAAAGAUUUCCUGGAUAUUUCCAACCCAAAAGCCAUCUUGGAGACAACACUGAGGAAUUUCUCUUGCUUAACCACAGGAGAUAGUAUCAUGGUGGCUUAUAAUAAUAAAAAGUACUACAUAGAUAUAAUUGAGACAAAGCCAUCUAAUGCUAUAACUAUCAUUGAGACAGACUGUGAAGUGGACUUUGCCCCUCCUCUUGAUUACAAGGAACCUGAAAAACCUGUUUCUAAUCUUCCGAGCAAGGCCCCUUUUGAAGGUCAGGAGGCUCCAGAUGAGGCUGUACCAAAGUUCAACCCUUUUACUGGUUCAGGAAGACGCUUGGACGGGAAACCUCUGAAGUAUGACCCUCCGCCUGCUUCCUCAUCUGGGCUCAAGGACAAGAAACCUGAAGUAUCCAACUCUCAUGGCCAGUCUUCUACCUCAAGCACUCAAAAUGCUAGUCGCCAAUCUCAAGGGAAGCUUGUGUUUGGCUCAAACACGAAUCGCAAUCGGGAGACACCAAAGCAGGAACCUGCUAAAGAAGAGCCUCAGAAGAACGAAGAGCCAAAGUUCCAACCUUUCACUGGGAAAAAAUACUCCUUGAGGGGUUGAUUGUAUUUUAUCUUCCUGACUCAUGAUGUACCUUCCAAACCCUCAAUUAUUUUGUUGGUCACAAGUACAGGAAUUAUGUUGAAGUAAAAUAUUGCAUCUUUCAAGUGACUUGCUGUUGCAAAAUUGUGAAUGAUAUGGAGCUUGCACUUGGGUUUCAAUUCUGCAACCUUGUGCCAGUGUGGGCAUAUUUGGGCUUUAUGCCAAACUCUCUUUAAGGACUCUUCUUGCAUAUUUUUCCA